This is a messenger RNA of Trichoderma virens Gv29-8, 2568 nucleotides long. RefSeq lists its product as uncharacterized. The coding region runs from base 1 to 2568 and encodes 855 amino acids. Lineage: Eukaryota; Fungi; Ascomycota; Sordariomycetes; Hypocreales; Hypocreaceae. The transcript has 2 exons. The record is from RefSeq and is a predicted model, not a curated record.
AUGUCAGAAAAGACAACACCUUCAUCCGUUUCUGCCAAUGAGGCGGAGCUCCAUCCUCCUACUCCUAGAUUCAGCUCCCGGCCUCAGUCUAGCUCUGGCAGGUCUACCCCAUCAAUUCAGAGCUCCAUGUUCCUUGAUGAUAUCAAGCAUGAGGUCAUGGUCAACUAUCUGUACCAGCAGCAGUGUUCUCAGCUCUGGGUAAGCGAUGGAUCUGGAGAGAUUGAAGGAGUUUUACUUCGCAAGGCUCGAGGCCACUACAUGGCCUGCCCACCUCAGCUUGCCAGCUCUCCCUUCGCAUUGGCAUGCGCUGCUCUCAACGUUCAAUGUGCCAUGACGGUCAAUUCGCGUGUUAUCAAGACUUUCUUGCAGUGGUCUCCUGACGCUGUUGAUGUGCCGCUCAUGAACGGCCUGCGCGUGCAAAUCCUCCCCACAAUUGACGAUUUGCCGCGAGCCCGUAAAUACCAGUUUGCAGCCUUUGUUGCGUCUGAGGGCCUUCUAGUUGUUUGGGACGAUGACGCUCUUCAUCUGGUUGCACGCGCCAAGGCCAUUGAAUCCGAGCUCAUGGAGUUGGUCUGGAAGGCUGGCAACCCUGAAGAAGAAGACAGCGAUGAGAAGAGAGCCCAGCCUGUCGCCGAGGUUGAAAUUGAUGAAGAGAGUGGUGAAAUUAAGCCUGAAAAGCGACCUAUCCAUCUCCAGAAUACGGUCCUCGUGUCUCUGACUCUGGUUCUUGUUACCGUCUCUCUUGGUGCUGCCUGGAGGCAGCUGGCCAUUGAGGUUUCUGUUGACAACACCUACAUUCGUCUUGCCCUCGUUGCACUGGCUCCGGUUCAGGUGUUUUUCACCCUCUUUUUCGCCCAGGUUAUUAUUGGUUGCUUGGCUCAGAUCUUCGGUCCCAUUCGCCAGCUCACCAUCAACUCCAAGUUUUACUCUGCCAGACCUCCGCCGCGUUUGCAGACUGCCAUUCUUCCCCACGUCACCAUCCAGUGUCCUGUCUACAAAGAAGGUCUGCAGGGUGUCAUUAUGCCAACAGUCAAGUCCAUCAAGCAGGCCAUGUCUACAUAUGAACUUCAGGGUGGCUCCGCAAACAUGUUCAUCAAUGACGACGGUUUGCAACUCAUCUCCGAAGAGGAUCGUCUGGCACGCAUUGAAUUCUACGCUGACAACAGCAUUGGCUGGGUUGCUCGCCCGAAGCAUGGAGAGAACGGCUUUACCCGCAAGGGCAAGUUCAAGAAGGCCUCCAACAUGAACUUUGCUCUCAUGAUUUCCUGCAAGGUUGAGGAGAAGCUUCAGGCAAUUGAGCGUCCUCCCGAAUGGAGCCAGAAUGACGAGGCUUUGGCAUAUGAGGAAGCUCUCAAGGAAGUUCUCGAGGCUGACGGCCGUGCCUGGGCUGAUGGCAACAUCCGCAUGGGAGACUACAUCCUGCUGAUUGAUUCUGAUACCCGUGUUCCCGCUGAUUGCUUGCUGGAUGCCGUUUCCGAAAUGGAGCAGUCUCCUGAUGUCGGCAUCAUGCAGUUUUCUUCUGGUGUCAUGCAAGUUGUCCACACCUAUUUCGAGAACGGCAUUACCUUUUUCACGAACCUCAUCUACUCUGCCAUUCGAUACACUGUAUCCAACGGUGACGUCGCGCCCUUUGUCGGCCACAACGCUAUCCUUCGUUGGUCCGCCAUCCAGCAGGUCGCCUACCAGGAUGAAGACGGAUACGACAAGUUCUGGUCAGAAAGCCACGUCUCAGAAGACUUUGACAUGUCGCUGCGUCUGCAGGUCAACGGCUACAUCAUUCGCCUGGCUGCCUGGGCUGGCGAAGGUUUCAAGGAAGGUGUGUCUUUGACAGUCUACGACGAGCUUGCCCGAUGGGAGAAGUACGCCUAUGGUUGCAACGAGCUGCUGUUCCACCCCAUUCGAACCUGGCUCUGGCGCGGUCCCUUUACGCCUCUGUUCCGACGUUUUCUGUUUUCCAACAUUCGCUUUACGUCUAAGGUCACUGUUAUCUCCUACAUUGGUACCUACUAUGCCAUUGGAGCUGCCUGGAUCAUGACUGCGGUAAACUACUUCGUCAUGGGCUGGUUCAACGGUUACUUGGACAAGUACUAUAUGGAUUCGUGGCAGGUCUGGUUUUCCAUCAUCAUUGUGUUCAACGGCCUUGGUAACAUUGCCCUUGCUGUCAUGCGUUACCGUGUUGGUGAGCGUGGUCUGCUUUACGCCCUGUUUGAGAACUUCAUGUGGACUCUCAUGUUGGCCAUUUUCCUCGGUGGCUUGUCAUUGCACGUCAGUCAGGCUCUUCUGGCUCACAUGUUUGAGAUUAACAUGACAUGGGGUGCCACUGCCAAGGAAGCCGAGUUUUCCAACUUCUUUAUUGAAGUUCCGAAGGUCUUGAAGAAGUUCAAAUUCUCUAUGCUCUUCUCGCUGAUUUUCAUUGCUGGCAUGAUCGUUCUUGCUCAGGCACCGUUUGUCCCCUAUGAUUGGCAAAUCAAGGACUUCGUCGCUAUCCUGCCCAUGGCCACCGUCGCCGCCAGUCACUUCCUGUUGCCUCUGGCCUUGAACCCUGCCCUCAUGACCUUUUCAUGGUAA